CAAAAAACACCACACCUCUACUCCCAAAUCCCAACUCAAACGCGUCGUCGAAACCCCGAGAGAAUAAAAAGAGGAAAGGAAAUUUUUUUUCAAAACCUCCCCAAACCCUCGCCUCCCCGCCGCCGCCAUGGACAGGGCACCGCCGCGCGGCGCCCCCCGCGACGCCGUCGGCCAGCGGUGGCUCGCCGCCUUCGUCUUCCAGGCCGCGCUCUCGGCCGCGGCCUCCGCGCUCUACCUCGCCGCCUCCCCGCGCCGCCGCGGCCGCCACUCCCGCCUCGGCGUGCCCCCCGGCCUCCUCCUGGCGCUCCACCCGUUCCUCUCGUGCGCCGCCACGGGGCUCCUCGCGCUCGCCUUCCUCGUCUCCGCGUCCCCGCACCCGCGACCUCCACCGGUGCCGCGCCGCGCCCUCGCGGGGUCCCUCCUCGCCGCCGCCGGCGCGCUCUGCGUGGGGGCCGCCGCGUCGCUGGUCCCCGAGGAAUCUGGGUGGGCGGCUGUCGCUGGGCUAGGGUUCCGCGGUGCUGUAUUGGGAGCGGUGUUCGCCGCGCACUACUUUGUGCGUCGGAGGUGGUUGCUGCAGUUCCCCGUUGUGCAGCGACCUCCGUUCUAUGGUUUGAAAAUGGGGCUUCUGCCAUCUGGAAAAAGGGCUCUGAAGGUGUCACUUCAGGCCUUUUUCCUUUCCUUUAUCCUGAUUUUCGUUCUGCCUCAGCAAUUCAGAAUCAAGGGAUCCAUUGGAAGCCAAAUUAGUACCCAGAUUGGUAUUUUUAUAAUGGGUAUUGCUGUUUCCUUCUGUUGGGAAUUAAGUCAUCAUUUUGUGCAGGUUGUGCAUACAAGAAGGUGCAGUUUCGCUCCACCGCAGAGCACUGCUGCUGCAGAGACUAAUCCUACUGAGUAUAUCCUAGAAGCAUUGGAACUGAGUGAUCCAAGAUCAUUAAUGCAGUAUCUUGCAUACCAAGAUUUAUGUGCUGUAUCUGAGUGUAACUUAGAACCAUGGCGUCGAGGGGCCUUCUUUGAGGAAUCUGGUGAGACAUACAAAAGAAUUGUGACAGCCUGUUUGAAGCCGCUUGAGGAGUUCACAUCAAAAAUUGCUGAAGCUCUUGAAGGUUUUUCUAGUGAAAAACCAGAGUUGUUGUCACAACAAUUCAAACUAGCCAGUGCAUUUAAUGAUUCACAGAUAUGCACCUGGUGUGCUCGGACAUUGGCAUCUUUAACUGCACGCUCACGCCAAGAAGAUCGGUAUGGAGUUGCUCAACUCACAGGCUGCAAUGCCGCUGUGAUGUCUACUUUGCUGUCUGCGCUAGUUGCAGUUGAGGCAUGUUUGGGGAAGAAAACUAAUCCACAACCUACGCACUCACUGGGUCCAGCAAGUAUUAAGUGGGCUAACUUUUCCACCGGGAGAAAAGGCAAUGUAACUGCCAUUGCAAGCACGCAAAGAGGUGGUCUUCACACUAAAGCUUAUUCCAUGGCUGAUGUGCUUAGAACUUCCAUCUAUCAGAUGGUUUCAGCCUUUGAGGAUGACAUGCGGGCAAAUGCAAAAGCAUCAAGUUUGGAGAAGAAUUGGAUUGGUGAAGGAAGAAAACCUGUAUUUGGUUCACAUGCUGUGUUGGUUCAGAAGUUAAGCCUGUUCAUUGAAUACCGUGCUGUCUGAACUUGGCAUCCUGUCCCAAGUAGACCUAAACUAUACUUGGAUGAAGGUUCUUUUGUUUUGGAUGGGAGAGUUUGUUUGACUAUCAAUCUUUGGAACAGGUUAUGCUA
This is a messenger RNA of Oryza brachyantha (malo sina), 1752 nucleotides long. RefSeq lists its product as uncharacterized. Gene Ontology annotation, molecular function: protein-macromolecule adaptor activity. Gene Ontology annotation, biological process: nuclear pore organization. The record is from RefSeq and is a predicted model, not a curated record. Gene Ontology annotation, cellular component: nuclear pore transmembrane ring. Lineage: Eukaryota; Viridiplantae; Streptophyta; Magnoliopsida; Poales; Poaceae. The coding region runs from base 128 to 1645 and encodes 505 amino acids. The transcript has 4 exons.